Messenger RNA from Iphiclides podalirius (scarce swallowtail), 816 nucleotides. The record is from the annotation of a GenBank genome assembly. NCBI's taxonomy places the organism in Eukaryota, Metazoa, Arthropoda, Insecta, Lepidoptera, Papilionidae.
AUGGCUGGUGGCCUUGCGCACUUCGACCAGCGGAAUAAAUGCGUCACUGCACAUGAGUGGACAGACUGGCUGCGAAAAGUGAGAGCGCUGCAGAUUGAGUAUUGGGCGAGUCAUGUGUUGAUAACGUGUACUGUUUUGCUCCCUGUAGUUUUUUUUUAUCCUCGCGAUGUAACGAAUCUCGUCGUCGCAUCCCGAUUUUGCCGAUAUGCUUCGCAUAUUGUAGGUAUUGAGUGGGAAUUACGCGGACUGCAGCAUUGGGAUAAUGAGCAAUGUUAUAUCGUUAUUUCUAAUCACCAGAGCUCACUAGAUAUUUUAGGUAUGUUCGAAAUGUGGCCGCGAAUGAAGCGAUGCACAGUAGUUGCCAAGAGGCCUCUAAUGUUUACUGGUGCAUUCGGUUUUGGAGCUUGGCUAUCCGGUCUAGUAUUCAUCGAUCGUCUUAAAACCGAUAAAGCUCGUCAACUCAUGAGAGAGGCUACAGACAGAGUAAUAAGAGAGAAGACUAAACUGUGGAUAUUUCCUGAAGGUGCGAGAUAUAAUAAUGGCAAUGUGCAGCCAUUUAAAAAAGGUGCAUUCUAUCUUGCAAUUGAUGCCCAGAUUCCUAUAAUGCCUGUUGUUUUUAGCCAAUACUACUUCCUUGACAAUGAAACAAAAACUUUUGAACCAGGAAAAGUUGUGAUUACCACCUUGCCUCCUAUACCAACAAAAGGUAUGACACAUAAUGACUUGGAAGCUCUAUCAGAAAUGGCUCGACAACAAAUGAUUGAAGUCUUCAAUGAAAGCUCUAAAGACUUAGUGAAACAAAAUAAAAUUGCAAUU